AACCUAACCUACAAAACUAAUAAAAGAUUUCACUAAACGCUUUAGUAAUUUAGAGCAUUUAAAUGUCUAUAUUCAUUAUUUAGAUACCUGAUUGACUUCACAAUGGAAAAUAAAAUGGAAGAUUUAAAGCAGAAUAACAGAGAGAGAGAGAGAGAGGAGCCAGCACGAGGGUGCAACACUUCAUGUUCUAAAGAGAUUGCAGAUGAUGUCUGUUACAGCCUAUGUCACAUAGGUCUCAAAAAUACGUGUUCGAAGGAAGAUAUUGUUCCAAAAGAAGUUGAAGAAAUCUCACGAGAAAGACGCCCUUCAUCAGUGAACUGCGAACUGAAGCUAUUGUCUCCUACAUCACUCAAAAUGACAUCCAAUCUUGAAAAUUUUGCAGAAGAGAGAGUUGCUGAACCUAAAGGUAAUACAGAGGAUACUAUGUAUUUAUUUGAAAAGCCCAGUUCUAUUGGAGAAAACCAUCAGACUAGUAAAAAUCAUCACUUGGAAGAACAUUCGUAUUUUUUGAAAGAGGUUAAGGAAAUUUCAAAAGAGAAGAAUCACUCCGCAGCGAAUAGAAAACUCGACAUGGUGACGUCAUUAAUGAGGAUUUCUAAUGGAGAAGUGAUUCAGCCCUUCAAUUGUGACCCUCAAUUCCAUUAUAAAACUCAUUCAUAUCAGAAAAGACAUGUUGAAACUCAUAUCAGCUUCAACUGCGAAUUUUGUGACUUCACAAGUCAGGAUAAAAUAGCACUUGCAUUGCAUGUCAGAAAACAUGAACCUUUCAUGUGCGAACUCUGUGGCUUCAUGGAUACUAGUGAAAGUGGGUUGGAGAAACAUUUUGAAACAAAACAUUCAGAAGAAGUUGAAGAAAUUCUAAUAGAGAAGAAUUCCUCGUCAUUGGAUAGCGGAGUGGAGAUCGUCUCAGAUACAAAAUGCAGCAUAUUCAAACUUGAAAAUGUUACAGGUAAGGGAGUUGAAAGUGGCACAGAAAAUGGCGUUGAAAGUGGCACAGGAAAUGGAGUUGAAAGUGGCACAGAAAAUGGAGUUGAAAGUGGCACAGAAAAUGGAGUUGAAAGUGGCACAGAAAAUGGCGUUGAAAGUGGCACAGAAACGGGAGUUUUGAAUGGUACAGAAAAAGCGGUAGAAAAUGGCACAGAAACAAGAGUUAAUGGGCUUAAACAUAAUAAUCGAGGAGUUGAAAGUGGCACGGGAAAUGAAGUUGAAAGUGGAACAGAAAACGGCGUUGACAGUGGCACAGAAAAUUGCGUUGAAAGUGGCACAGGAAAUGAAGUUGAAAGUGGAACAGAAAAUGGAGUUGAGAGUGGCUCAGAAAAGGGAGUUUUAAAUGGCACAGAAAAGGGAAUUAAUGGACCCAAACUCAAUAAUCGAGAACCUAUCUCUUCAUCGGAAAAAUCUAGUUCUAUUGAAGAAAAGCUUCAAACAAGAGGAAAUCUGCCAACUACAGUAUUAGAAAAUACUAUCUCUCCAUUGCAAAAGUCGAAUUAUAUUGGAGGAAAGUUUGAGACUAGAAGAAAUCUGCCAAUUAUAGUACUAGGCAAUAUUAUCUAUCCAUUGGAAAAGUCGAGUUAUAUUGAAGAAAAGCUUGAACCAAGAGGAAAUUUGCCAAUUAUGGUAUUAGGCGAUACUAUUUCUCCAUUGGAAAAGUCGAGUAAUAUUGGAGAAAACCUUUACACUAUUAAAAAUCAUCCGGGAAUAGGCCUGCACUUGAAAGAACAUUCCUAUUUCUCACAAGAGGUAAAAGAAUCUUCAACGGAGAAGGAUUCUUUGUCGGUGAAUAUCAAACUAGUGUCUCCUUCAUCAGACAGCAGCUCAUCUAAACUUUGUACGAGAAUAGAAGGUGAUAAAAAUGGAGAAACUAUCUCUUUAUUGGAAAAUUCGAGUUGUGUAGAAACCAAGCGUCAGCCUAGUAAAGAUCACCAACCCAUUGAAAAUUAUUCGAGGAAUUAUGAUGGUACAAUAAUGGAAGGUACUGGACCCAGAGACAAAAAUGGAGAACCUAUCUCUUUAUUGGAAAAUUCGAGUUGUGUAGAAACCAAGCGUCAGCCUAGUAAAGAUCACCAACCCAUUGAAAAUUAUUCGAGGAAUUAUCUUUCAACGACAAGAGAAAUCACGGAUAGGAAAAAUAGUCUAUCAAGUACCAAAUUCGAGAUGGUGUCAUCAAUAAAGUGGAUCUCUCUCGGAGGUAAUAUCCAGUACUUCAUUUGCAAGCUAUGUCAAUACAAAACCAUCUCAUCUGUGCUUCUCAAUAGACAUGUGAAGAAAGUGCAUUCCGUAAAACCUCGGGAGAUCAUCAACUGUGAAUGUUGUGACUAUACUUGUCAGAAUAAAAUAUCUUAUAUAAUGCACGUCAGAAAACAUACAAACUGUAUGCCUUCCAUAUGCGAACUCUGUGGUUACAAGAUUCUUAGUAGAAGUGGUUUUAGAUUACACAUGAGAAAACAUUUUGAGGAGCUUGAAGAAAUGUCAACAGUUGAGGAUUCGUCGUCAGUUAAUAACAAACUAGAGAUGGUCUCUACUGAAGCAGACGUCACAACUAUAUUUGACAAUAACAUUGGAAUGGAACAUACUAGAGCCAACAGUGAAGUUGGGGAUACUACCUCCUCUAUUGAGAAAAAGCUUCAUCAUUGUGAAAAUCAUACAAGAAAAAACUUGGAAAAACAAUCUAGUGAGAAGGAUACCUCGUCAUUGACUAGCAACCUGGUGAUAGUGUCUCCCACUUCUAAACUUGAAAAUAUUACAAAAAUGAGAGUUACCGUACCUAAAAGCAAUAUAUUGAUGAAGUCCAGUUCUAUUGGAGAAACGAUUAAUUCUAGUGAAAAAAACCAUGAAAUGCACAUGAAAAAGAAUUCCUUGUCAGUGGAUAGCGAACUGGUGAUAGUGUCUCCCACUUCUAAACUUGAAAAUAUUACAAAAAUGAGAGUUACCGUACCUAAAAGCAAUAUAUUGAUGAAGUUCAGUUCUAUUGGAGAAACGAUUAAUUCUAGUAAAAACCAAAAUAACAAUGAAAUGCACAUGAAAAAGAAUUCCUUGUCAGUGGAUAGCGAACUGGAGAUGGUGUCUCCUACAUGUCAAUUCGAAAAUGAUACAGAAAAAAGUGUUUCUGUGUCCAAAAGUAAUGAAGUGAAUAGUGUAUCUUACUUGGGAACUUCGAGUUCUAUUGGAGAAAAGCUUCAGCCUAGUGAAAAUCAUUCAAGAAUGCACUUGACCACAGAUACAAAUAAACAGAGAUCAUUCAACUGUGGGGAUACUAACUCUUCGAAUUAUAUUGGAGAAAACCUACAGCCUAGUGAAAAUCAUUCAAGAAUGCACUUGACCACAGUUACAAAUAAACAGAGAUCAUUCAACUGUGGGGAUACUAACUCUUUGAAUUUUAUUGGAGGAAACCUACAGCCUGGUGAAAAUCAUUCAAGAAUGCACUUCACCACAGAUUCAAAUAAACAGAGAUCAUUCAACUGUGGGGAUACUAACUCUUCGAAUUUUAUUGGAAAAAACCUACAGCCUAGUGAAAAUCAUUCAAGAAUGCACUUGAACACAGUUACAAAUAAACAGAGAUCAUUCAACUGUGGGGAUACUAACUCUUCGAAUUUUAUUGGAGAAAACCUACAGCCUAGUGAAAAUCAUUCAAGAAUGCACUUGAACACAGUUACAAAUAAACAGAGAUCAUUCAACUGUGGGGAUACUAACUCUUCGAAUUUUAUUGGAGAAAACCUACUGCCUGGUGAAAAUCAUUCAAGAAUGCAUUUGAACACAGAUACAAAUAAACAGAGAUCAUUCAACUGUGGGGAUACUAACCCUUCGAAUUUUAUUGGAGAAAACCUACAGCCUAGUGAAAAUCAUUCAAGAAUGCACUUGACCACAGAUGCAAAUAAACAGAGAUUAUUCAACUGUGGCAUGUGUGAGUAUAGUGGUGCAACAUUGCGACAUGUAUUGCUACAUUUGAGACUACAUUCCGGGCAACAAAACUUUAUCUGUGGCUUUUGCGAAUUCAAAACAGGUCAGAUAUGUUAUUUGAAGAAACAUCUCCUUAGAAAACACAUGGAUAAAAAACUUUACACCUGCGCACAGUGUGAUUUUAAGAGUUGCAGUCCGUCUUUCAUAAGGAAACACCUCACAACGCAUGCUGGCGCUAAAUUGUUCAGCUGCCAGUCUUGUCAGUUUUCUACUGCUCGUAAGACAUAUUUGAAAACUCACUUCAGGAAUGUACACUCAGUUCCAACAGCAGUUGAAGAAAUUUCAAGAGAACAGGAUCCCUCAUCAGAAAAAAGUAAAAUCGAAAUAGUAACUCCUGCAACAAGCAGCUCGUUCAAACCUGACAAUGAAAUGGAAGCUACUGGAGUCAUCAACGAUAAUAUAUCUGAAUUGGAAACAUCGAGCUCUGUCGGAGAAAAUCUUCAGCCUAAUCAAAAUGGUUCAAACGACACAAACGAAAAACCUUACACUUGUGAGUUUUGUAGUUUCAGAACCGCUCGGCCGGCUUAUUUGCGACAACACCGAAGACAACAUACAGGUGAAAUCAGCUGUGAUUUGUGCAAUUACAAAGCCACCACCAGAUCUCACCUGAAGCGGCAUGCAAGAACACAUUCUGGCGAAAAACCUUUCAGCUGUGACAUUUGCGAUUACAGAUUUAGUCAGCGCGUUAGUUUGAAAAUACACCUCAGAAAACACACCGGUGAAAAACCCUACAAAUGUGAACAGUGUGAUUAUAAAAGUCACAGUCCGGCUUACAUGGCGAAUCAUACUAGGAGACAUACAGGGGAGAAGAGAAUUAGCUGUCAGUUUUGUGAGUACAGAUGCAAUGAUGCAAGCCUCUUGAAAAAUCAUGUGAGAAGACACACCGGUGAAAGACCGUUUAAAUGUGAGUUCUGCGAGUUUAGAUCCGCUUUGAAAACUAGUUUACAAUCACACCUGAGAACACAUACAGGCGAGACACGAAUAAACUGCAAGUUUUGUGAGUACAAGUGCUACACUGCAAGUUGUAUGAAACGGCACACUAGAACGCACACCGGUGAAAAACCGUACAAAUGUCUGGCGUGUGAGUUUAGGACUGCUCAUAAAAUUGUUUUGGCAAACCACGUCCGGAGGAGACAUUCAGUUUCGAAAGAGGUUGAAGAAAAUCUAACAGAAAAAGUUCUUCCGUGAGAGAAUAUCAAUCUGGAGAUCUCGUCUCGAAUUAAAAGCAGGACAUCAAACUUGGUAAUGGAUCAGAAAUGGAAUUUACUGUUUCCAACCGUAAUAAUAAAAUGCUAUCACUUCUCAAUGAGCACAUGAUUGGAAAAUAAACUUCUAAACUUG
Messenger RNA from Nilaparvata lugens (brown planthopper), 5298 nucleotides. RefSeq names its product zinc finger protein 771-like. Gene Ontology annotation, molecular function: DNA-binding transcription factor activity, RNA polymerase II-specific; RNA polymerase II cis-regulatory region sequence-specific DNA binding. The record is from RefSeq and is a predicted model, not a curated record. The transcript is spliced from 5 exons. NCBI's taxonomy places the organism in Eukaryota, Metazoa, Arthropoda, Insecta, Hemiptera, Delphacidae. Gene Ontology annotation, biological process: regulation of transcription by RNA polymerase II. Gene Ontology annotation, cellular component: nucleus. The coding region runs from base 103 to 5145 and encodes 1680 amino acids.